Molecule: messenger RNA, 3226 nt
Organism: Cavia porcellus (domestic guinea pig)
Lineage: Eukaryota; Metazoa; Chordata; Mammalia; Rodentia; Caviidae
Gene: Oma1
Product: OMA1 zinc metallopeptidase
Exons: 10
Coding region: 694-2259 (521 amino acids)
Biological process (GO): protein quality control for misfolded or incompletely synthesized proteins; mitochondrial protein processing
Cellular component (GO): mitochondrial inner membrane
Molecular function (GO): metalloendopeptidase activity
Source: RefSeq, a predicted model, not a curated record
AGUUCAGCAAUUUAAUAAUCUCUGCAAAGUUGCCCACGGAAAACACUUAGGGAAACCCCCUCUGUGUAACUGGAGCGGCGGUUUCCGGUGCCUGCAGGGCGCCGCGGGAGGGUCAGGCCGCGCGGGCUUGGCGCCCUCGACCGCCGGAGUGCGCCGCAGCACUCCCAGGUCUGGAGGUGCCGGCUGCAUUUGGAAGCUGAAGGGCCGAGGCUGCUGGCUUACACGUUUUUUUAAGCCUUCCAUCGUGUGUGUACUUUGCUUGAAUGAUUAUUUUAAGUCACAUGCCCUAUUUUUGUCAGUUGACAGUUGUUCCCAUAGAAACUAGACAAAGAAUCGUCAUUUUCAACAAAAGUUGUUAAAACUGCCUUCUAGGCUUCAGCUUGAGUGCUGUACGUGCUCAUUCUGAGAUAAUACUUUGGGGAUCUGGAAUGUUCUUAGAGGCUAACAAGCCAAACUGUUUAAUUUUCUCACAUUCAUUUAGUAAUGCUCUUAAGUCUGCCGGCAAUGUCUGUUGACCUGCUACAAGUCUGAGAAGGUCUGUGGUGAGGGGCAGGAGUCCUUGGAAACAAAGAUGAAGCUUCGGGCACAUCUAAAUUGAGGCUGUGAUUGCAUAAGUAUCUAAAAAUUAUCUUCCAUUAUAUGUCUUCUGAUUUGAAGUAAAAGAAAGAAAACAGAUAAUCAGGCAAAAGAAACAUGAACUUCAUUUAUGGAUUGCGGUCUCCUACCAGAAAUUCUUCUAUCUUCCGGUUUAAUCCACUGGACAGCUGGAGAAAGUGGAACUCAUGGGCAGUAACUUCCUCAUGCUGUCAUCAGUCACAAAGUCUCCAUCUAGCAAACAAGUAUCAGGGGCUUACUUUAUUCCAUCAGUGUGAAAGGCUCACAUUUCUUCCUGGAAACUUUCAUUUUAACAGAAGACCAAGGUUCCUCUCAAGUGACCGAUGGAAGGACAUUCGGGUGGUUACCCACAAAUGUACCUUGUGGAAUGACUCUUUGCCAGGAUGGCUGCUGACCAAAGAAGGUACAGUUGUUCCUGCUUUUAAAGCUUGGUGUCCUCUGACCUGUUCUGUAAGAUCUGCCAGGAAUUUCCACACUUCUUCACGGGUUCAAGCUGCUCCUGUUCCUCUCCUGUUGGUCCUUCUGAAGCCAUUGCAGAAACUAUUUGCAAUCAUUGUGGGCAGGGGCAUAAGGAAAUGGUGGCAGGCACUUCCUCCUAACAAAAAGGAGCUAUUUAGAGAGAACGUGAGGAGGAAUAAAUGGAAGCUGUUCUUUGGUUUGAGUACCUGUGGACUGUUGUUUGUAGUGUUUUAUUUUACUCACUUGGAAGUGAGCCCAAUCACAGGAAGGAACAAGCUCCUAUUGCUGGGGAAAGAGCAUUUCAGACUUCUCUCAGAGCUGGAGUAUAAAGCAUUGAUGGAAGAAUUUAAAAAUGACAUGCUAACUGAGAAAGACCCUCGAUACCUGACUGUUAAAGAAGUGGUCUGUCAUCUAGUUGAAUGCAAUAAGGAUAUCCCAGGAAUUGCUGAGAUCGACUGGGUUAUACAUGUGGUUGAUUCCCCAGAUAUCGUAAAUGCUUUUGUGCUUCCGAAUGGACAAGUGUUUAUUUUCACGGGGCUUUUAAAUAGUGUAACUGAUAUGCAUCAGCUUUCCUUCCUGCUGGGCCAUGAAAUAGCACAUGCAAUACUUGGGCAUGCUGCAGAAAAGGCUAGCUUGGUUCAUUUAUUGGAUUUCCUAGGUAUGAUUUUUCUCACAAUGAUUUGGGCCAUUUGUCCACGAGAUAGCUUGGCAAUUUUGGGCCAGUGGAUACAAUCUAAAUUGCAAGAGUAUAUGUUUGAUAGACCAUAUAGUAGAACUUUGGAAACUGAAGCUGAUAAAAUUGGACUACAGCUAGCCGCAAAGGCUUGUGUGGAUGUAAGAGCCAGUUCAGUGUUUUGGCAGCAGAUGGAGUUUGCAGACAUCCUCUAUGGUCACCCCAAGUUGCCAGAGUGGUUAUCUACACACCCUUCUCAUGGAAACCGAGCUGAGCACUUGGAUAGACUUAUACCACAGGCUCUGCAUAUUAGAGAGGUCUGUAAUUGCCCACCACUUUCUGGACCAGAUCCUCGAUUACUAUUCAAACUAAGCAUGAAGAAUUUUCGUCAAGAAUUGGAAAAAGAAGACCGAAAUACCAUUGUUAAGAAACAGAAAAUGGAUCCUCUUUCCACUCAAACACAGGAGCAAAUACCGUUAACAUACAUGGUUGAGAAGCAAACUGGGAGUUGAAUAAAAUUUAUGAGACUUUGAAUAUGUGAAGAAUACAGUAAUCUUUACCAUUUUUAUGUUACUUUUUAAAAAAUGAUGUUUGAAAUAAAAAAUGGAUGUUCAGGGUUAAAUCAUGUUUAUUACAAAUACUGAACUAUCUAAAUUCUAAGUAUUUUUCAUGAAAUACUGAUGUGUUUUAAUCUUUUAAAUAUCUUCAGUGAGGAAAAUGUCACAGAAUAAAUUUGUGUUACAUGCUUUUACUCUCAUGCUUUUCGGGUUUGGAAGGGAGGCUCCUUGUGAAUAAGAAAGCUGAGGUGCAGUGAUCGUUAGUGUGGAGGGGUCCAGCCGAGCGGAAAUGGCUGUUGAGGCUGGUGCUGAUGAUGAAGCAGGAAGCCAGCAGGCUGUUUGCAGGAAAUGGUUUGCACUGGGGAAGGAUUCUGUGGACACUGGCGCCUUGGGAGACAGGGUUUCCUGGUCUUUGUCUGUGGAUGAGGGAGGGGGAGAGCUGUCAGCAGUCAUGGGCAGAUGUGGAAGAACCUUUUUCACGGAGAGGCACAAGUGGUCUGGGUGUCAGAGCAAGCAGUAGGACGGGGCAGGAAGAUCGUCUUUAUGAUGUUGCAGUGUGUUUCUGAGGCCGGAACAGAAAUCGUGUCAUUUAGCUUCUCACCAGUGCCGCAGAUUGGGAGUGGCUGGCCUCCGUGGAACAGCCCCUCUACUCACUGAGUGUUCCAUCAGGAAGACAGGGCAGACUCCUGCCCCCAAGGCCAUCUCUCCAGCUGGAAGACAUCAUGUUGCCAGAUGAAGACAGAGGACAAGCAGCCAUAAUUACCAUAAAUGAAUGUAGUAUGUAGACGUGGAAGUAAGCUUUGGUAACAUAAGUUUCAAUUUUGUACUACCAAACUGGUGAAGUCUAGUGAUUGUAAAGUUACAACUAGUCCUAAAAGGAACUCUUGUAACAUUUAUAUUAAAUAAAUACUUUCUCACAGAA